Molecule: messenger RNA, 2700 nt
Organism: Drosophila rhopaloa
Lineage: Eukaryota; Metazoa; Arthropoda; Insecta; Diptera; Drosophilidae
Gene: Vha100-5
Product: V-type proton ATPase 116 kDa subunit a1
Exons: 4
Coding region: 130-2574 (814 amino acids)
Biological process (GO): proton transmembrane transport; vacuolar acidification
Cellular component (GO): plasma membrane; vacuolar proton-transporting V-type ATPase, V0 domain; vacuolar proton-transporting V-type ATPase complex
Molecular function (GO): ATPase binding; proton-transporting ATPase activity, rotational mechanism
Source: RefSeq, a predicted model, not a curated record
UAGAGCUCCACAGGUCUUAGGCGAUCGCACAGUUCUUUCUGCGCCGCUGAGGUGGCAGGUCGCGAAAAAAAUAGCAAACCCUCAAUAAUACAUUUUUGGUGCUGCAGUUAAUAGACCCUCGAUUAGAACAUGGGUGAUAUGUUCCGCAGCGAGCAGAUGGCCCUGUGCCAGCUGUUCAUCCAGCCGGAGGCGGCAUACGCCUCCAUCGCCGAGCUGGGCGAAAGUGGAUGUGUCCAGUUCCGCGAUCUCAACGACGAGGUUAGUGCCUUCCAGCGGAAGUACGUCACCGAGGUGAGGCGAUGCGACGACAUGGAGCGCCGUCUCCGCUACGUGGAGUCCGAGAUGAAGAAGGACGAGGUGAAGCUGCCGACACUGCGGCCGGAGGAGGAGCCGAGUGCCCCUAAUCCUCGCGAGGCCGUCGACCUGGACGCUCAGCUGGAGAAGACCGACAACGAGCUGCGCGAGAUGUCCGCCAAUGGAGCCAGUCUGCAAGCCAACUUCCGGCACAUGCAGGAACUCAAGAGCGUGCUGGAGAACACCGAGGGUUUCUUCUCCGACCAGGAGGUCAUCAACCUGGACUCCAACCGAAAGCUGGACCCUGAGGAUCCGGCCCAGGCGCAGGGAGCCGCCCAAAGGGGUCAGCUGGCCUUCGUGGCUGGUGUCAUCAAGCUGGAGAGAUUCUUCAGUUUCGAGCGUAUGUUGUGGCGCAUUUCCAGGGGAAAUAUCUUCCUGCGGAGGAGCGACAUCGAUGGCCUGGUGGACGACGAGGAGACCGGAAGACCAGUGCUGAAGACCGUGUUCGUGGCGUUCUUCCAGGGCGAGCAGCUGAAGCAGAGGGUCAAGAAGGUCUGCACGGGCUACCACGCCUCAGUUUAUCCGUGUCCCAGCUCGCAUGCCGAGCGAAUGGAUAUGAUCAAGGAUGUGAAUGUCCGUCUGGAGGACCUUAAGUUGGUCCUCAGCCAGAGUGCCGACCAUCGCAGCCGAGUCCUGAAUUCAGCAUCCAAGCAUCUGCCACGCUGGUCGAUUAUGGUGCGCAAAAUGAAGGCCAUCUACCACAUCCUGAACUUCUUCAAUCCCGAUGUGACGGGCAAGUGUCUGAUUGGCGAGGGUUGGGUGCCCACCAAUGACAUUCCCACGGUCCAGGAUGCCCUGGCUCGAGCCUCGAAGACAUCGGAGAGCUCCAUUCCGGCGUUCAUGAAUGUCAUCGAGACGAAUGAGAUGCCUCCGACGUACACGAGAACCAAUAAGUUCACCAAUGGAUUCCAGAACCUGGUGGAUUCGUAUGGCAUGGCCUCGUAUAGGGAAGUGAAUCCAGCCCUUUACGCCUGCAUCACAUUCCCCUUCCUGUUCGCCGUGAUGUUCGGCGAUCUGGGACACGGCCUGAUCCUGCUGCUCUUCGCCUCCUGGCUGAUUAUCAAGGAAAAGCAACUGGCCUCGAUCAAGGAGGAGAUCUUCAACAUCUUCUUCGGCGGGCGAUACAUCAUCUUCCUGAUGGGCAUCUUCUCCAUUUACACUGGCUUCAUCUACAACGACGUGUUCUCCAAGUCGAUGAACAUUUUCGGCUCCGCUUGGCACAUGAAUUACACCAGGGAAACGAUCGAGGAUUCCACUCUGAAGUCCAUAACUCUGAGGCCCAACGACACGGUCUACAAGACAUACCCCUUCGGCAUGGAUCCCAUUUGGCAGUUGGCCGACAACAAGAUCAUCUUCCUGAACACCUUCAAAAUGAAGCUGUCGAUCAUUGUGGGCGUGGUCCACAUGAUCUUCGGAGUCACCAUGUCAGUGGUUAACUUUGCCUACUAUAAGAAGUACGCCAGUAUCUUCCUGGAGUUCCUUCCCCAAGUUCUGUUCCUCCUGCUGCUGUUCGGCUACAUGGUCUUCAUGAUGUUCUUCAAGUGGGUCACCUACAACGACACGGUCGAAGGACCUCUUUCGCCGGCUUGUGCUCCGUCCAUCCUGAUCCUGUUCAUCAACAUGAUACUGCAAGGAAGCCAGGACACACCAGAGCCCUGCAAGGAGUUCAUGUUCGAGGGCCAGAAGUCCAUUCAGCAGGUGUUCGUCAUUAUUGCGAUUAUCUGCAUUCCCUGGAUGCUCCUGGGCAAGCCCCUCUACAUCAUGUUCAAGCGCAGGAUGAGCGGAGCUCCGCCCCCAAAACCCCAGAGCGGCGGAGGCGAAGGUCACGGCGAUGACGAGGCCAUGGGCGAGAUCUUCAUCCACCAGGCCAUCCACACCAUCGAGUACGUCCUGAGUACGGUCUCCCACACGGCCUCCUAUCUCCGAUUGUGGGCCUUGUCCCUGGCUCAUGCACAGCUCUCCGAAGUGCUGUGGAACAUGGUGUUUUCCAUGGGCUUCAAUUACGACAACUACAUUGGUGGCAUUCUCAUCUAUGUGUUCUUCGGGGCCUGGGCGCUGCUCACAGUGGGCAUCCUGGUGCUCAUCGAAGGACUCUCGGCCUUCCUGCACACGUUGCGCUUGCAUUGGGUGGAGUUCAUGAGCAAGUUCUACGAGGGCGCUGGUUACGCCUUUGAGCCCUUCGCCUUUAAGACCAUCCUGGAUGCCACCGAGGACGAAUAGAGAGGCUUGGCUGAGGAGAGAGUGAGAGAGCGCAGGACGCACUUCCUUAAAGCAUUUUCCGUUUAUUUCGUUCAGCUUCUUUCGUUUUUUCACGGAAAAAUAAAUUUCGUUUGAUAUGCAUACAGA